AUGAAAACUCUUUCCAUCUCAUCUCUCACAUUCAUUUUUCUUCUAAUCAUCUCAAGCUCUUGGGCAGCUUCUGCCGAUGAUCAUGAAGAUUUUCUAGAAUGCCUGUCUGAGCAAUUCCGGAACUACUCCUCGAUUUCGAACGACAUUUACACCCGUUCCAACUCAUCAUACACUUCUGUCCUCGAAUUCUCCAUCCAAAACCUAAGGUUUGCUUCAGGAUCAACUCCUAAACCGCAAGUGAUCAUAACCCCAGAGCACGAAUCCCAGAUCCCGCCUGUCAUAUACUGUGCUGAAGAAAAUGACAUGGAAAUCAGAACUCGUAGUGGUGGCCAUGACUUAGAGGGACUAUCUUAUGUCUCACGAGUCCCAUUCGUGAUCAUUGAUUUGAUCAAUCUCAGUGAAAUCACAGUGGACGCCGAAGCAAAAACCGCAUGGGUCGAAGCAGGCGCAACCAUCGGUUCUUUAUACUACAAGAUUGCAGAAAAAAGCCCGGUUCUAGGAUUCCCAUCCGCCAUCUGCCCAACCGUUGGUGCCGGUGGGCACUUUAGUGGAGGGGGCUACGGCACGAUGCUGAGAAAAUACGGUCUAGCCGCUGACAACAUCAUCGAUGCAAGAAUAGUCGACGCCAAAGGGAGAAUCCUCGACAGAAAUUCGAUGGGCGAGGAUCUGUUCUGGGCCAUCAGAGGCGGCGGAGGCGCCAGCUUUGGCGUGAUCACUGCCUGGAAGGUACAGCUGGUGGACGUUCCAGAAACCGUCACUGUUUUCUCAGUGUUCAGGACAUCAGAACAGAACGCGACUAAACUCGUCCACCGCUGGCAAAAUGUGGGUCCGAAUCUCGACAAAGAUUUGUUCGUCGCAGUCAUCUUAAGGAGGGUGAAUUCCAGCCAAGAUGGACGGAAUGCCACCAUUGAAGCCAACUUCUGGUCACUUUUCCUUGGUGGAGCUGACAGAUUACUUCCAAUGAUGCAAGAAAGCUUCCCUGAGUUGGGUUUAGUGAGAGAAGACUGCGUUGAAAUGAGCUGGAUCCAAUCUGUCUUAUAUUUCUCAGGAGCCCCCAUAACCCCAGCGCCAAUCGAAUUACUACUUAACCGAACUCAACCAAACCUAGGAAGCCUCAAAGCGAAAUCAGAUUAUGUCCAAAAACCUAUUCCUGAACUAGGGUUACAAGGAAUUGAGCGACUACUAUACGAACCGGAAAUUCCAGCUGCUGUCGUAAUGAUCCCAUAUGGUGGAAGAAUGUCUGAAAUUUCUGAAUCAGAAACUCCAUUUCCUCACAGGGCUGGUAACUUGUUCAAGAUUUAUAGCACGGUGAUUUGGCAGGGAAACGAUGCUCGAGAUUCAGAGAGGUACAUAAGUUGGAGCAGAAGGUACUACAGUUACAUGGCGCCUUAUGUUUCGAGUAAUCCAAGAGAAGUAUACCUCAAUUACAGAGAUCUCGACAUCGGAAUCAAUAACGUUGGAGAAGAGACAAGUUAUGCACAAGCCAGCAUUUGGGGCAUGAAAUAUUUCAAGAAUAAUUUUGAUCGGCUUGUUCGCGUUAAGACUGUGGUUGAUCCAGAUAAUUUCUUUAAGAAUGAACAGAGCAUUCCAACUUUGCAUUCUGAGAAAGAUUAGUGAGAUUAAGGGUUCUUCUAUUUAUUUUAUGUAAUUUCUUACAAAAAAACGCUGCAUGCUAUUGUUUUGAUUUGAAUAAGAGGUGCUUAAAUUUA
Salvia splendens (bonfire salvia) is the source of this 1709-nucleotide messenger RNA. Its product is annotated as berberine bridge enzyme-like 18. The coding region runs from base 1 to 1614 and encodes 537 amino acids. Lineage: Eukaryota; Viridiplantae; Streptophyta; Magnoliopsida; Lamiales; Lamiaceae. The transcript has a single exon. Gene Ontology annotation, molecular function: FAD binding; oxidoreductase activity. The record is from RefSeq and is a predicted model, not a curated record.